Messenger RNA from Paramacrobiotus metropolitanus, 2924 nucleotides. Its product is annotated as adenylosuccinate lyase-like. Gene Ontology annotation, cellular component: cytosol. The record is from RefSeq and is a predicted model, not a curated record. Gene Ontology annotation, molecular function: (S)-2-(5-amino-1-(5-phospho-D-ribosyl)imidazole-4-carboxamido) succinate lyase (fumarate-forming) activity; N6-(1,2-dicarboxyethyl)AMP AMP-lyase (fumarate-forming) activity. The transcript has 9 exons. NCBI's taxonomy places the organism in Eukaryota, Metazoa, Tardigrada, Eutardigrada, Parachela, Macrobiotidae. The coding region runs from base 275 to 1726 and encodes 483 amino acids. Gene Ontology annotation, biological process: 'de novo' AMP biosynthetic process.
UCGUCUUGUCGCUUCAAUGCCGUUGAGUUUUUCCAACUUUUAUUGCGUUGUUUAUUUGGUAGCUCUGUUCUUCCGCUUCUUUGAUAUCCAGUGCAAAUAAUUUUACAGCGGGAUAAGCUAUAAAAGGGGCUGCUUGCAACAGCAUCUUGGCAUCUAGUUGCGCACAUUUUGACUGGCAAACUACGGAGUGCUGCGGGCCUGCAUUCACGUUCUGUCACGCAUAGCAGUCGCCUAUUCUUUGUUCCCUGUGAAGAUUCCCCGUCCAAUUUCCAUCAUGGCGACGAACGAGAAGGACCGCGAGAAGUCCCGCUACCAGACGCCGUUGACGCAGCGCUACGCCAGCGAGGAGAUGUGCUACAACUUCAGCGAGCGCAAACGCAUCAUCACCUGGAGGAAACUCUGGGUCUGGCUGGCCAAAUCGCAACAGAAACUGGGUUUGAAUAUUCAAGAAGACCAGAUUGCGGAAAUGGAGGCGAAUGUGGAGCGUAUUGACUGGGAUUUCGCGUUGGCGGAGGAGAAGCGGGUGCGGCACGAUGUGAUGGCGCAUGUGCGGACGUUCGGGAAAGAGUGCAAGAAGGCCGAGGGCAUCAUCCAUCUGGGCGCCACUUCCUGCUACGUGACGGACAAUACCGAUCUUAUUUGUAUACGCGAUGGACUGCAAAUACUCUUGCCGAAGCUGGCACGGUGCAUUGAUCGUCUGAGCAAAUUUGCGGAUGAUUACAAGGCGUUGCCGACGCUGGGAUAUACACAUCUGCAACCAGCGCAGUUGACAACGGUCGGAAAGCGGGCGGCGCUGUGGACGGGGGAUCUGGUGAUGGAUCUGCACAAUUUCGAGCGCAUCAAGACCGAUCUGCGCUUCCGCGGCGUCAAGGGCACCACCGGGACGCAGGCCAGCUUCGUGCAGUUGUUCGGCAACGCCGACAAGGCCCACAUGCUGGAUGUCCUCGUCUGCGAUUAUGCCGGCUUCAAGAAGUGCUUCAUCAUUUGCGGCCAGACAUACACGCGUAAACAGGAUUUGGAGGUUUUAUCGGUGUUGGCUGGACUCGGAGCGUCCGUUCAUAAGAUCUGCACGGACAUCCGGCUGCUGGCCAGUUUCAAGGAGGUGGAGGAGCCCUUCGAGGCGGAGCAGAUCGGGUCGAGCGCGAUGCCCUACAAGCGCAAUCCGAUGCGCAGCGAGCGCUGCUGCAGUCUGGCGCGCCAUCUCAUGACGCUGGUUAAUGAUGCGCUGCAGACGCACUCCGUGCAGUGGAUGGAGCGGACGCUGGACGACAGUGCUAACCGGCGUAUCUGUAUUCCGGAGGCGUUCCUGAUCGCGGACGCUCUGUUGAUCACGCUGCAGAACAUCUGCGAAGGCUUGGUGGUCUAUCCGAACGUGAUCAGUCGGCGUAUCGGCGCGGAACUGCCCUUCAUGGCCACGGAGAACAUCAUCAUGGCCGUCGUGAAGGCCGGCGGGAAUCGACAGGAGUGCCAUGAAAAACUGCGCGAGCUGUCGCAACUAGCCGGGAAUGUUGUCAAGCAGGAGGGAAAGGACAAUGAUUUGCUGCAGCGCAUCCGCAGCGAUGCUUAUUUCGCCAAGAUCCACAACGAGCUCGACGAACUGAUGAAUCCCACGCUCUUCACCGGACGCGCUGAUAAACAGGUGACCGAGUUUUUGAAUAUGGAAGUGCGUCCGGCUCUGAGUGGCUACGCGCGGGAGCUGGCCGGCAUCGCGACGGUGGAAUUGUAAUGCGCUGAAUCAGCCACUUCAUCCCGACGCUUGGCAUCAGUAUUUUUAAAUCGCCAUAUUUAUUAGCAAUAAAUUAAAAUAAUAAUCCUUACUUGGCAUUGUGAUGCUUCGGUUUGUCUUCUGCCUGUCUUAAUGUGAUCGCUGCUUUGGCUGGUUAUAAUUCAGCGUUUAUUUUACUGUUUUACCUACCUACUUUCAAUUAAAUAAAAAUUAUUUGCUUAAUUUUAGAUAUUUUUUCCGAGUUUUACUGUAUUUAUUUAAUUCACAAAUAUGUUUCCAAAUAUUUUCGUCUGAGUGUUUGCUUAGUAACGUGGUCGGGACAGCAUGAAAACUGUACUAAUUUACCAGCGCAGUGAUUUGUAUUACUUUCUUCCUGAAUCUUAAUAAAUCCUGGUAUGUGUAUUUGUUUUAUUAAAUAUCGUAAUUUUCCCAGUAAAAUAUAUUCUUCGCUUUGUGGUACUCAGUGAGAAGGAUUUUGCUGUUGUAAAAAAUUAUUUACCGUGACAAUUAUUGAAAAAAUUCCGGGGAAUCAUAUAAUGAAGCUGUACAUGUACGAAGUGACGGUGUCGCCGCGGGCGCGCCGUCUGUACCGCAGCCUGGUGUACUCGCUGACAUCCUGCAGUAUCCCGCGUUCCUGUGCUACUCUCUUCAAGCUGGACCGCCAGAUCACCGCGCUCGUCUUCUUCCUCCUCAUCAGCAUCACGCAGUUGGUGAUCAACCCGCCGUACCACCUCCACCCGCUGAAACUGUCCGCCGAGGGCGGGCGACCGGCGCCGCCGCUCCCGCGGACCCCGCCGACCUUCCCGGUGGUCAGUGCGGCGCGGAGUGUCGUGGAUUCGGUGGCGUGGGACUGCCGGUGCUCGCAGCUGGCCUACUGGUGCUGUAAUGCGUCGCGCGCCGAGGAGACGGCGGUCAGGGAGAAAUUGAAGUUUUUAUGAGAUGAUUCGACGUAUGAAACUGUUGUUUUACCGGUAGGAUGUGGUCAGAGGUGUGGUUGGGAAGGGGUUGAUUGGAAAUAUAUUUUUGAAGUUUUUUUUUAUUUUUGACGGGGUUUCUUGUGUGUUGUGGGUGGUUUAUUACUGUGUCGGAGUGUCUAUGUACAGCGAAUGCAAUAGAGAUGCCAACGUCGGCAAUCGUAGAACAGUACCAUCGUAACCUGAUCGCCCAAAGCAGUACGGAAUUUAACGAUGCAUGAUCA